Messenger RNA from Cynoglossus semilaevis (tongue sole), 2832 nucleotides. RefSeq names its product SUN domain-containing ossification factor-like. The annotation marks the transcript as partial. Gene Ontology annotation, biological process: protein folding in endoplasmic reticulum; regulation of bone remodeling. NCBI's taxonomy places the organism in Eukaryota, Metazoa, Chordata, Actinopteri, Pleuronectiformes, Cynoglossidae. The record is from RefSeq and is a predicted model, not a curated record. Gene Ontology annotation, cellular component: cytoplasm; membrane. The transcript is spliced from 14 exons.
AACCCCAACCUUUACAAUUCCUCACCUUGCGUCCCCAGAUACCCAACAAACAAAUGGCUAAAGCUGGGAACGUUUCACGCCAGGGACGAACGCACCGUCCAGAGCUUCCCAUUGGACGAACAUCUAUACGCCAAAUAUGUGAAGAUGUUCACCAAGUACAUAAAGGUGGAGUUGCUGUCGCACUUCGGCUCGGAACAUUUCUGUCCCCUCAGUCUAAUCAGGGUGUUCGGUACGAGUAUGGUUGAAGAAUACGAGGAGAUAACUUAUCCCUCAGAGAGGCCCGAUGAUCAGGACGAUGAACUGGACUAUCCCGGUUGUGUGCCUGGUGAGGUCAAAUCAUCCAAAAAUCUGAUUGGAUCAGCAAAAGAUGUCAUUUUGAACAUGGUCAACAUUGCUGCCAAUGUUCUUGGCGGAGGUCCUGACAUGCAAGCCAAUGGUUCAUCCCACGGAGAAAACUUGUCUGAGCCGUCAGUUAAACUUGAAACAGUGACCCCAACAGCCACUACAGAUAUUACCUCAGCCUCUGAAUCUGAAGUGGUAGAACCUUUGCCAGACGCUGGUAUCUCUGAAACGGCAGCCCUCUCUUCGGAGACCUCUGCGUCGGACACACCUGAUACAAACCCAAACAAACCGCCGCUGCCCCCAGUGGAGGAUCAAAAGGUCAGCUCGUCAGAGGGGGAUGAGGAAAAACCCAUCAGCUCCACCAUCAUCCUUCUGGAUAAGGACGACGAGGACGAGGAGGAGGAGGAAUCGGAUGUGAGGAAAGAGAAGCCGGCUCACAGGAAGCAACAGGAAAGUCUUCAGAAUCCCUGCUGUCCGCCUUCCUCGCAGUGUUCCUUUGCGGCGUCCGUGACGGAAUAUCUCACCCGACAGUGUUCGGCUCUGCGGUCCAAGAAGAGGACGUGCCAAACGGCUGGUCAGAAGCAAACGUUUCCCACGGUUCAUCCCAGUUGGCACGAGGGUGAGGAACAACAGCUUGAUGCAAAAGAGAAUCCUGCUGAGCGUUUGCCGCAGCCGCCAGCAGAUGGAGCUAGCACCUCAGAAGCAACACCACCUCUGGGUAACGUUGUAGAACCUCGUACAGAAUCUGUGUCGGAAACUGCAGUCGUACUAGAGCCCAGUCAGUCCUUGAGCCUCUUCCAAACCAACACCACUGAUUCAUCAGCCGCCAUCGCUACAUCUUUCUCGGAGACGCCCGUGCUGCCUCCCGGGGACGCGACAAAGGAGCAGAGGCCUGAACCGAGCCUGAAUGUUCUAACCACGGACAAACCCGCAGCAGAUCCGUUCCCUUCCAGCAGUUCUGCAUCCUCAUCAGUAGACGCAGCAGUAGCCGAUGCAUCCGAGUUUGAUUCAAGUACCUCAGUCCAACUCUCGGAAUCCCUCAGGGCCGAUCAGACUCAGACGCCCCUUCCCAGCGCCUCCCUUCCUUCGGAACAUCAGCACGACCCACCUGCUGUGCCCACGACGCCCGCGGCUCCCGCCGAGGACUCCCACCCCGCCCCAGACAACGUCGUCGAACUUGAGACCUCUAGUGGCCACCUAAUCGCCACGGAAACUAAGACGGAGGAUCCUGUGGAGGCCCUCCACCCUACCUCUCCCCCAGCUCCCUCGCCAUCCCUGUCGGACAUUUACGCAGAGACGGCCAACGUCACGGAGCAGAACGGCAACAUGGUGCACGGCUCCAGUCAGAAGGAGUCGGUGUUUAUGAGACUCAACAACCGCAUCAAGGCCCUGGAAAUAAACAUGUCGCUGAGCGGGCGGUACCUGGAGCAGCUCAGUCAGAGGUAUCGGAAGCAGAUGGAAGAGAUGCAAAAGGCUUUCAAUAAAACCAUCAUCAAACUCCAGAACACUUCCAGAAUAGCGGAGGAACAGGAUCUGCGCCAGACGGAGCACAUACAGCUGCUGCAGGGCCAGCUGCACAAUGUGACUCAGCUGGUCCUCAACCUGUCUGUCAGAGUGGGCCAGCUGCAGAGUGAGGUAUCAGGAAGUCAGAACUACCUGCUGCUGUCUCUGCUGUUGUGUCUGGGUCUGGGUUUGUUGCUCUGUACCAGCCACUGCCACAUCUCCACCGUUCCUACAGACACAGAAGCGGAGUUGACAACGUGCAAGAACUACACCUACUCUGGAGCUGAGAGCUGUGCCACUUCCUGUUCGGACGUUGUAUUAAAGCGGAGCGCCUCCUAUCCACUGAUACACUCUGAUUCAUUACAAUUAAUGGCCCCUGAAGGCACAGAAAUGCAGCGCACACAGAGUCUUUGUCCAGCCAACAGGAAGAAGAGACGUCGUAAGUUGAAGCCCGUGGACCAAGUGGAGACCUUAAAGCCGUCUCUUCUGGCUGCUUCCGAACUGAAUAUCGGGGCUCUGGUGUGUAACGGUGUCCCCGUCACCACCGACCCAGCUCCUUUCAUAAAAACCUUCCUCCAGCCCGUCUUCAGGGACUCCAUGUCAGAGGCGGGCUCAGAGGGAUCCUCCCAUUCCGACGACCCCUCCUUCUGCGGCAUCGCCACCGCCUGCCCUCAGAUAUGUGACAGCCUCCACCUGCCCAAGACCCGGUCCGAGAAGAGGGCUAUGAGACGCAGGCGUCCCAAGCCCGGCUGUGCCGUCGUGGACUUGCUUCAAGCCCCAAAGAGGGACAGAGGGGAGCCCAUCCCCACCAUAGAGGAAACGGAGAAUAAAAAAUCGGAGAAGUACCCCGGGACGUUUGGGGGUGAACGUUCUCUUGUCGGGUCGUGUCUGAUUGAAGGGAAAAAUAGAGACAGUACAUAUCUUCCAUAGGCUUUUCCUCCCCCUCCCUUUACUCCCCCCCUUACUGUAAAACUAAAAAAAAAAAAA